Molecule: messenger RNA, 2916 nt
Organism: Hylaeus volcanicus
Lineage: Eukaryota; Metazoa; Arthropoda; Insecta; Hymenoptera; Colletidae
Product: tigger transposable element-derived protein 1-like
Exons: 2
Coding region: 1419-2447 (342 amino acids)
Molecular function (GO): nucleic acid binding
Source: RefSeq, a predicted model, not a curated record
UUCAAAACACGUUCUCAUCCCUGGUCGUUUCAGUUUUGGUCCGCCAUAGUCUUUUACGUUUCUUUCUUCCAUGAAUGUUGCGUUGCGUUUCCUAGUCCGCACUCGACCGCAGGUUUAGUUUGUUUAUUAGUUAUCCUUCUCAAUGGCGUAGCUAAGGGGUACACAGCGCAUGCUAAUCCCGCGCGCCCCUAUGUUCAAAAGGGUUAUGAUUGGGUCGUAAUCACAACUCGAAAACAUUCGAUUACAAUCGUAUUCGUAUUUGCGAUUACGAUUUUGCUCAUCGCUGCUUGUAAGAAACUGCAAAUCUCGGCAGGGACGUAGUGGCAGCAAAAUGGAUCAUCGGGAAUCAUUUUUUUCUAAAUGAUUUAUACCACGAAAAAGACGAUUUUUAAAAAUUGUUUAUAAAAAAAUGAAAUAUACAUGUCGAAUCGAGUAACCUCCUCCUUUUCGAAGUCGGUUAAAAAGCUUCGCCAUUUUGUUAGUUUAUUAUGAAAAUGAUUAAUAUCACUUUCGACUAUAGCGAUAAACCUAUAGAAUAAUAAUCAUUUCGAUUUUUUUGCUUUAUGACACUACAAGAACUGGAAUCAUCUUCAUUCCCCACCUACGUUUUUUUUUUUUUAGGAGAUAACUUUGAUCGUGAAAAGGAUCAACAAAAUAUUGUACGGUUAUAAUUUCAGCCAUCACAGUAGAGUGACCCCUUAAAUUCGACGUGGUAACAUAGUAUGUAAGACUGUACACAAAAGUUUGGAAAAGUGUACAGAAAAACAGAUUUUUCCUCAGCCAUGACCACCGAAAUCGAAAGUUUAUAUCUCUGGAGGACAAGAUCCGAAUUUUAUAUCGGCUGAAGAGCGGGGAAAAAUUGCAAUCCGUCGCCAGGAAGUUGGAGUCGAACGAAUCGACGGUUCGAACGAUCCGACGAAACGAGAAUAAGAUAAGAGCCGUAGCGAAACUCGGGUCGUCGGUGAGCUUGAACAGAGUCGUUCGCAUAAAAGACAAGCUGAUGCCAAAAAUGGAGAACUGUUUAAUGAUGCGGAUAUAGGAUUGCAUCCAGAAGAACAAGAAGACAGAAGAAGAGCGACGAACGGUCCAGAUCCGAAUUCGGCGCUAGCAAAGGCUGGUACGAGAGGUUCAAAGAUCGAUUCCCUCUGCAGAAUCUGAUAACUCGCAGGGAACAAGCGGCAGGUGGCACGGAGGCAGCUAAGAAAUUUUCGGAGAAGCUGGUGAAAACGAUCGAGGGUGUUGGUUAUACGGCCGAUCGGGCGUUCAACGUCGCUGAAACCGGUUUCUAUUGGAAGAGAUUGCCCCAUCGUUCUUGUAUCUCGAAAAACGAGCGCACCGCUUCCGAGUUCGAGGCUGCCAAGGACAGAAUAACGCUGCUUUUGUGCAGCAACGCGUCGGAGGAUUACGUAACUAAGCCCAUGUUAAUUAAUCGCUCUUCAAACUCGGCCGAGAUGGAAAGACUCGGCGAGUUUCGGUUGCCUGUUCACUGGCGAGAUAAUGAAAAGGAGUGGACGACGGGUGGCGUAUUCCACGAUUGGUUUUUCAACUGUUUUGUCCCUGAGGUAGAAAAUUACACCGAUAGGAGAAACAUCGACUUGAAGAUUUUGUUGAUAAUCGACGACGUGCCGUGUUAUCCGAGAAAUUUGAACCAUCCGAUUAUUCAACCGCUAAACCAGGGUGUAAUAAAGACAUUGAAACUGUAUUACAUACGUCGAACGCUUGAAUUCAUUAUGGAUAGAAUGCAUCGCAGCGAAACGUCGAUACAAUUGUUGGAAGAGUUUUCUAUUUUGGAUUCGGUGGAAAUUCUCGGUUCGUGCGUGAAGGACCUGCAACCUUCGACGUUGAAUGUUUCCUGGAAACGCAUCUGGCCAGGAGUAGUUACGAUGGAGGGCCAUUUAACACUGGUGGCCACGGAAAUUGUUCGUGUACUAGACGUUGCUCGAGCUUUGGGCGGAAAGGGAUUCGUUGACACGAACGAGAAGGACAUUUACGAAUUAAUCGACGACGAUAAAGAGUUAGACGAAGAGAAAUUGGUGCAAUUGGCUGACGAAUCUGCCUCGAAUGUUACGAGUAACGAUGGCGAUGAAAGUUCGGAGGAAACGUUCGACGAAUCAGAGAAGAACAUUACCUUGAAGAGUCUCAACGUCGGAUUCGAAUUGCUGGCUAGAAUGCUGGAAACUCAUUUCGCGGAAAAUGAUCCAUCGACCGAACGGUCCGCUGAAUUUGAGAGACGAUUGCACGAAUGUCUGGCUCCAUAUCUUGAAAUCCAGAAAGAAUUGGAACCUAAGGAGCAAUUUCUGAUACUUGAAAUCAUGAUAGACACGACGACGUGGGAAGAUGCUUGUUCGGGUGAUAAGAAUAUUGUGUUUAAAGAUGAAAUAAUUUCGCAACACGAGAAUGCGCAACCAGAAGUGAAAAAAGAAAGCAACUUAAGGGAAAUUCAUUAAAAGCGGUGAAAAAUUCAAUUCAUGCUUUUUUGAGGAUCAAGUCUUCAGUACAAAUCGAAAAGUCCUUCACCUUUUUGCGAUCUGAGGCUUCGUUAUAGAGAUAUAAACAGUUGAAAUUUACAGGUGUGACUUCCUAUUUAUGUUCCGAUCAGCUGUUUGUCCUAUAUACCAUAUAAAUAUUGAGUGGUUUUUUUUUAACAGCCUGUAUAUACAUAAUAAGUGGACUCCUGAAUAACGGACUUGGUGCGUUCCACGUUGUACAAAAUUAGACCAUAGGAAGUCGCGAUACGCGAGAAUUUUCCUCGUAUGACACGACGAAGACAUGAAAUGCGGUGUAGAUGAUAAACGAGGAAAACAGAAAAAUUUCCUCGUAUUAUAUGACGCAUUAUUCUAGAAUUACGUUAUAUAAAUAAGUCGUCGCGUAUUGUAGGAACUCGCGUUACACAGCAAUUUAGUUUAUAUAAAAGGU